Molecule: messenger RNA, 2146 nt
Organism: Macaca mulatta (Rhesus monkey)
Lineage: Eukaryota; Metazoa; Chordata; Mammalia; Primates; Cercopithecidae
Gene: TEDC2
Product: tubulin epsilon and delta complex 2
Source: RefSeq, a predicted model, not a curated record
GGAUGGUCUCGAUCUCCUGACCUCGUGAUCCGCCCGUCUCGGCCUCCCAAAGUGCUGGGAUUACAGCCGUGAGCCACCGCGCCCGGCCGCGGUAGAGCCCUUUCAAUCAGGACAGAUGGAGCCUCUCGUAUAACCAUCACAGGCGCCCUACAAGAGAAGCGCGAUAAUGGCGGCCCCAUCUACCCAGUUACCCAAACCAAAAUCCCGGCGUCGCCCGCAGUCCCCUCCCUGGCGGCCUCGGAGACCUAGGGGGCAGGAGUGGGUGGGGCUUGAGGCUCGCCCGCAAUGAGGGAGAGAAAGCUUCGGGGGCGGCCCCGGAGCCCCGGUUCAGGAUUGGGCAGCCCGGCCGGGAAGGGGCGGCCUUCCCGCCCGGAAGGGGCGUGGCUCUUCAGAGGCGGCAAAUUGCAAGGAGACACCGCCGCCUUCAUGCUGCCCGCGGACUGCUCGCGCCGGCUGGUAGCCGAGCUGCAGGGCGCCCUGGACGCCUGCGCACAUCGACAGCUGCAACUGGAGCAGAGCCUGCGCGUCUGCCGUCGGCUGCUGCAGGCCUGGGAGCCAACCGGGACCUGGGCUUGGGAGCCACCUCCAGAGCCAGAAACUAAUGAAGAGGACCCCCUUCCAGCAUGCACACCCAGUCCACAAGACCUCAAAGAGUUGGAGUUUCUGACCCAGGCACUGGAGAAGGCUGUUCGGGUUCGAAGAGGCAUCACUAAGGCUGGAGAAAGAAACAAGGCCCCCAGCCUGAAACCUAGGUCCAUUGUCACCUCUCCUGGCACGACAGCCUCCACCCCACCCCAGUCCCCAGGCCAAGCUGGUGGCCAUGCUUCAGACAGGAGACCCACCAAGGGCCUCCGCCAGACCACAGUGCCUGCCAAGGGCCGCCCUGAGCGCCGGCUGCCGUCAUUGCGGGAUAGGACCCGUGCUGGGAUAGGAGCCCGAGCCCCCAGGCCUGGAGUGGGUCUCAGGAACCAGCAUAUGGCCCCAUCGGCUGCUCCUCAGGCCCCAGAAGCCUUCACACUCAAGGAAAAGGGGCACCUGCUGCGGCUGCCUGCGGCAUUCAGGAAAGCGGCUUCCCAGAACUCGAGCCUGUGGGCCCAGCUGAGUUCCAUGCAGACCAGUGAUUCCAUGGAUGCCGCUGCCGCCAAAACCCAGUUCCUCCGGAACAUACAGACAGCUUCAGGCGGGUCCCAGCCCAGGCUCAGUGCCGCGGAAGUGGAGGCGGAGGCGAGGCGCCUGCGGAAGGCCUGUUCACUGCUGAGACUACGUGUGAGGGAGGAACUCUCGGCAGCCCCCAUGGACUGGAUGCAGGAGUACCGCUGCCUGCUCACGCUGGAGGGCCUGCAGGCCAUGGUGGGCCAGUGUCUGCAGAAGCUGCAGGAACUGCGUGCAGCGGUGGCGGAACGGCCACCAUUACCGUGUCCUGUGGGGAGGCCCCCCAGAGCCUCGCCGUCCUGUGGGGGCGGAGCGGAGCCUACAUGGAGCCCCCAGCUGCUUGUCUACUCCAGCACCCAGGAGCUGCAGACCCUGGCGGCCCUCAAGCUGCGAGUGGCCGUGCUGGACCAGCAGAUCCACUUGGAAAAGGUGCUUCUGGAAGAGGAGAUGGGGGUGCAACAGAGGUCUGCAGCCUUGAGGAGGACCUGAGGGUCCUGAUGGCUGAACUCCUCCCCCUGGUAAGUGCUGCACAGCCGGAGGGGCCGUCCUGGCUGACCCUGUGCCGGGCUGCACACAGCCUGCUCUGCGAGGGAGGCGCACGUGUCCUCACCAUCCUGCGAGAUGAACCUGUGGACUGAGCCUUUCCCAUGCUGCACCCACCAGGCCUCAGGACCACCUGGGCGCUGGCCUGCCAGGGAGCAUCCCCUCAGCCCUGUUCAGAUGGGUAUUGGGAGUGUCUUCUCUGGCACUGUGCUUGGGGACCCAGAGAUGCCUGUGCUUCCCUGGGAGACCUGGUGAACUGGACCAGGUGGCCUCAGUGGCUCUUCUCAGGACAACUAAGCCUGCUGGUCAGGGCUGACUUUCAGCCUUCCCAAGGCUCCUGGACUCCAGAGGCCAGCGGGGAGCCUUUCCUGGCUCCCUCUGUUUUCUCUCAGUGUAAACCAAAGAGCUGCUUGUGUGAUAUUAAAGCCACUUUAGAAAGCAUUUGUACUUA